Molecule: messenger RNA, 2377 nt
Organism: Leptomonas pyrrhocoris
Lineage: Eukaryota; Euglenozoa; Kinetoplastea; Trypanosomatida; Trypanosomatidae
Product: putative eukaryotic translation initiation factor 4 gamma
Exons: 1
Coding region: 446-2377 (643 amino acids)
Cellular component (GO): eukaryotic translation initiation factor 4F complex
Molecular function (GO): protein binding; mRNA binding; translation initiation factor activity
Source: RefSeq, a predicted model, not a curated record
GGGUACGCUGAAAGCACCCAACAGGAAAAGCCCACAGUUCAACUUCACGUUUGGCACCCACACACGGCAGCAACAAGGAGCGCUUGUACUUGUUUUUUUCCUUUGUUGUCGUUCUCCUGGUUCGUCGUGCUCACAACCGUGUUCCUCUGCGCCGUCUUCCCGCUUGCAACCACGUGUCUUCUUACAUUCUUCUUCAAUCAGAAAAGAAAACGAGAACUGUCGCACCACACAACAGCGUCUACGCUGCAAAGGUAAAACCGCACCCGCCAAUUAAAUAGCAGAAGCUGACGCAGGAAGACGUCGGUGCUUUCGGUGUUUCACGCUCUCUUCCGCAUCCGUGGAGUAACGCCGCCCUGCUGAGGAGCCUCUUCAUUUUUUUGGGACAGCAACACACACACACACUGUUUUUGUACCUGCGUACUCACCGUAUCAAUACCACGGAGUCAUGUUGCAGUUCACGGUGGAUCAGAUUCGCAGCGUGCGGAACAACUACCGCGAGCCGCCGUACCCGGGCUUCUGCCUCGAGGAGAUCGUGCGUCGUCGCCGCACCGGCCAGACGAAGCUCGUGCGGGGGGAAAAUGCGUGGGUGGCGAAGGGCGCGGCGGACUCGGAGAAGGAGUGGGUGCAGCGGCUCGUGCAGAGUACACUCAACAAGCUCACGACGAAGAACAACGACGUCAUGCUGGAGAAGCUGUGUGUGCGGGAGAUCUUCCACAAGAGCGAGAUCACUGACAUGGUAGUGGACAUGAUCUUUAAGAAGGCACUGGACGAGCCGGAGAAUGCGAAGCUGUACGCCGGCGUGUGCUUCAGCCUGGCGAUGUACGAGGCGAGUGUGGUGAACGAGAUAGAGAAGGGCAAGCAGCUGCAGUCGGACCUGCGUGAUGCCGUUAUUCGCUCCACGCAAGAGCAGUUCAACAUGGCACGGAGGGAGCAGCCCAACACGGAGGGAAUGUGCGAGGAGGAGGCGGAGAUGCUGUGCCUCAACAAGAUGCGUCGGCAGCGCUCCAACAUGACCUUUGUGGGGGAGCUGUAUCUCUGCACCGUCCUGUCGAACCGCACCAUGUUUGAGAUCCUCACCACCACAAUUCAUCCUCAGGGCGAUAACAAGUACCCGACGAACGGCAGCAUCGAGCUGUUCGUUGCUCUGCUCACCACCGUCGGCGAGCGCAUGGACGCGGCGCACAAGAAGGAACUCGACGGCUACUUCAAGACCCUUACCGGCUUCCUCAAAAAAGCAGACUGCCCAUACCCGCACCGCAUUCGGUUCAAGAUCAUGGACCUGCUGGACCUCCGCAAGAACGGCUGGGGAGCCAAGGCGAAGGUAGCCAAGCCGCCGGCCGCCGCGGCAACCCAUGGAAAGGAGAAGAAGGGCGCCACGACUGCCUCCUCGCCUCCUGCCGCAGCGAAGCGGGGCGGUGGACGCGACGGCACGGCGGCGUUCUCCACCGGCGACCCGAAGAGCUGGCGGGACACGGGCAGCAACGCGAAGUCUUCCGGCAGCCCUCGCGCUGUCUCACCUGCGGGGUCGGGGCUCGGCCUCCAAAACCGCGGCACCGGCGCUUCGUCCUCUGGUGCCGCUGCUUAUGCUGCGGCUGCGACGAAUGCAGGCGCCGCUGACGAGGCCGCCUUCCGCGGAACGCCCGCGCCGGAGGUGCCGCUGGUGAAGUUCGAGCUGCGUGUCGCCGCGAUGUUCCAGGAGUGGGUGUCGGAACGGUCAAAUGACAUGAUUCUGCACUGGGUGGAGCAGUUCAACACGUGCGAUCGCGUCUUUGAGUCGGAGAGCGAGCUGUGCGUCGCCGUGGCGCUGGAGGUGAUCAAGUCGGCCUGCCUGACAACCCGCAAGGACGCGCAGCGGGAGGCGUUCAGCUUCCUCGUCGUGGGCCUCUUCAUGAUUGAUACGGAGGUCUUCGACGGCUUCGCCGGCGCCCUCGCGACUGCCAUUGAGGACGGUCUCUUGGAGGACACGCCGAAGUUCGGCGAGCGCUUCAUGAACAUGCUGCGCCUCACCUCGACGGAGCAGGAGACGCGCGCUGAUGUAUACUUUGAUGCGGCGAACGUGCUGCGGCUCACGUACAACCGCCUGGAGGAGGCGGACGACUUCGCGGUGGACACCCUCAUGACCUUCUGGGACCGCGUGCCGCACGUGAGCACGGAUGAGGAGAAUAUGAUUCGCAUGGAACUCGAUGUGUUGUACAACGUGUGCAACCCUGAGGGGGCCCAGCCGGGCCUGGAGAGGCUGCUGAGCCGCAUCAUUCGUUCGAUGCUGGAGCUGGAACUGAUGGAGCCGGGGGUGAUGGAUGAGUUCUUGAGCUUAGAGCUGGAGGACGGCUUGUGUGCGAAGGUGAUUGCGGAUUACAAACAGCGAUUUCAAAAGUAG